GGUGACUCGAGUAAACACGAAUUUACGCAGCAAAAUUCCCAUGUCGAAUCCAAAACAGUCAGCUGCUACCACUACUGCAUGCGAGACGGUACCGAAAGAACCAUGGCACACGUCUGGCAUUGUCUCUGUAAGGGGAAUAGUCACUGGGCCCGAGACGCACAGAGACUGAGUACUGAGGCGUUGGUUCAAGUUGCCACAGCAAAUACUAUUCUAACGCUGUUGAAUGUUCUCGACCUCAGGCACUGGUCCAUGAGUCGACGACCCUACUUCAACAAAUCUUCGAUCCCGCCUCAAGUCAACACAGUAGUCAUGGUCGCAGCCAUCACAGCUCCCUUUACAAGCACGAUGAUCUCCAGUUAUUCCAUGGCAUACCCCAAUGACUCUCUACUUCCUCAGAGAAAAGGAACAGUGUUGACGAACUUAGUGACUUUGAACCAACGCUCUUACAAGUUCCUCUUCCUCUCCAUUUCUACCUCGGCCACAUCCUGUGCGGGAACGCCCCAACUCAACUCGGUCUGCUUCCUAUGAGCAUUUCAGUCUCCACACACAGUUGUCUUCUCAUCCAUCCUGUAGCUCAUCAUACUAGUUCGUUCGGUUGAGGCUCUGUUUGCAGAAUUGUGCUUAUUUACAGCGAAAAAAUAUAGAU
Suillus discolor is the source of this 646-nucleotide messenger RNA. RefSeq lists its product as uncharacterized. NCBI's taxonomy places the organism in Eukaryota, Fungi, Basidiomycota, Agaricomycetes, Boletales, Suillaceae. The record is from RefSeq and is a predicted model, not a curated record. The transcript is spliced from 3 exons. The coding region runs from base 79 to 528 and encodes 149 amino acids.